AUGCCGGGAAGAACUCGUCCAGUUGAGAAGAUUGCCAAAGCUUCAGCCCAAUGCUCCGUAGAGGUUGCGGCAUACGGAAAGUGUGUUGUUACGGAUUACAACUCGGUACAUAAAGAUAUGUGUGUCAAAGAGUUUAUGCGACUGAAGAAUUGCUACCUGGCGGCAUCCAAAAAGGGCUAA
This is a messenger RNA of Penicillium mononematosum, 180 nucleotides long. RefSeq lists its product as uncharacterized. Gene Ontology annotation, cellular component: mitochondrion. Lineage: Eukaryota; Fungi; Ascomycota; Eurotiomycetes; Eurotiales; Aspergillaceae. The record is from RefSeq and is a predicted model, not a curated record. The transcript has 3 exons. The coding region runs from base 1 to 180 and encodes 59 amino acids. Gene Ontology annotation, biological process: mitochondrial respiratory chain complex I assembly.